Molecule: messenger RNA, 356 nt
Organism: Meloidogyne enterolobii
Lineage: Eukaryota; Metazoa; Nematoda; Chromadorea; Rhabditida; Meloidogynidae
Source: the annotation of a GenBank genome assembly
AUGUUCCUUCCCCAUUAUAAGAAGAUUGAAUUGGGAUUCUUUUUCAAUUUUCUUUCCCAAUUGGUAUUUUUUCUUAUAUUCUCUAUUCCUUUCGAUUAUCCUUUUUUUAUUCUUUUGAUAAUAUUUUUUUGCAAUUUGAUUUAUUUUUUCUUUAUUCUUAAUAUUGUAAUUUCGCUGCUUUUCAAAAAUUUUUUCUUUAUUCUUCUGAUAGUAUUUAUUGUUAUAUUCUUUACUUUUUAACCUUUUUUCUUCGUCAUUAUUUCCAGUUUUAUCAUUUUUUGUAAUUUUAGGUUUUGCUGUUAACGUUUCUUUAUAUUUUUGAAUUUGAGGAGCAGCCGAUGAUUCAGCCCCAACAU